AUGGGUGCAGUGGGUGUGCGCUCCCAUGAAAUUCAUCUCAUUUAUCAACGCGACUCUCAUUUUAUUCGAAUGUUACGACAGAGUAUCGUUUUUGGACGUAGAACGUUGGUCACGUCAACCAGGCGUACGGCAUACACCGCAGUCAGAAAAUCACCGCCUCCAGCAACUCCUGUGGUAGAAACCGUUCGCAAAGAAACCGAGCCAAAUUCCACAGAAAAACCAAUUUCCUUCAAUGACAACCCAAUGAUCACCAGUAUUUCUAGUAACGCGAAUCCACAUGAGAAUGCCAUCGACUGGUCAGGCUCGUUUCAUGGAUUGGGAGCUGCGGCUUUUCCGAAGGAAACUAUCGACAUUCUUCUCGCCCCCAUUUCCAAAGAAGAUAUCGAAAUCAAGCCAGAUGGACUUCUUUAUCUUCCUGAAAUAAAGUAUAGACGAAUUCUCAACCGGGCGUUUGGUCCAGGAGGCUGGGGGCUUGCGCCGAGAACAGAAUCACACAUUACACCCAAACAAAUAUCUCGUGAAUACGCCCUUAUUUGCAACGGAAGACUUGUCAGUGUGGCCCGCGGCGAGCAGGAUUACUACGGAGGCGAGGAAAAGAUCACCACUGCGUUGGAGGGAUGCAAAAGUAACGCCUUGAUGAGAUGUUGUAAGGAUUUGGGAAUUGCCAGUGAAUUGUGGGAUCCCAGUUUUAUUCGUAAAUGGAAGAAGGAUUACUGUGACGAGGUGUUUGCGGAACAUGUGACCACCAAGAAGAAGAAGAAGCUCUGGAAGCUCAAGCUGAACAAGACGCUCGACUAUCCAUACAAGAUUGUGUAG
Molecule: messenger RNA, 816 nt
Organism: Meyerozyma guilliermondii ATCC 6260
Lineage: Eukaryota; Fungi; Ascomycota; Pichiomycetes; Serinales; Debaryomycetaceae
Gene: MGM101
Product: Mgm101p
Exons: 1
Coding region: 1-816 (271 amino acids)
Biological process (GO): interstrand cross-link repair; recombinational repair
Cellular component (GO): mitochondrial nucleoid; mitochondrial chromosome
Molecular function (GO): single-stranded DNA binding
Source: RefSeq, a predicted model, not a curated record